AUGGGCGCGGUGACCCUGCAGUGCGCCUCGGGAAACCCCACGCCGCAGCAGCAGCGCGCUUACGCACCAGCAGCGCCACAGGCCACCAGUCUCACACUCUCGGCAAGCAAGCUGACCCCGGAGCAGAUCACUGAGUAUAAGGGCGUGUUUGAAAUGUUUGAUGAAGAGGGGAACGGAGACGUGAAGACGCAGGAGCUGGAGAGGCUGAUGAGUUUGAUGGGAAUCAACCCAACAAAGAGAGAGCUGAGCAAGAUGGCCAAAGACGUCGACAAAGAUGGCAAAGGCGCCUUCAACUGUGACAGCUUCCUGGGCCUCAUGGCGCUUUACCAUGAAAGAACUAAAAACCAAGACACAGAGCUACGAGCCGCCUUUAAAGUGUUCGAUAAGGAGGCCAAGGGCUACAUCGAGUGGAAUACACUGAAGUAUGUGUUGAUGAAUGCUGGUGAGCCUCUGAAUGAGGAAGAGGCAGAGCAGAUGAUGAAGGAGGCAGACAAAGAUGGAGAUGGAACCAUCGAUUACGAAGAAUUUGUUGCCAUGAUGACCGGAGACUCAUUCAAGAUGAGUUAAGAUGGAAAUCAAACCUUAGGAUGGCC
Pygocentrus nattereri (red-bellied piranha) is the source of this 593-nucleotide messenger RNA. Its product is annotated as calglandulin. The record is from RefSeq and is a predicted model, not a curated record. The coding region runs from base 1 to 567 and encodes 188 amino acids. Gene Ontology annotation, cellular component: myosin II complex. NCBI's taxonomy places the organism in Eukaryota, Metazoa, Chordata, Actinopteri, Characiformes, Serrasalmidae. The transcript is spliced from 5 exons. Gene Ontology annotation, molecular function: calcium ion binding.